This is a messenger RNA of Dinoponera quadriceps, 586 nucleotides long. RefSeq names its product NADH dehydrogenase [ubiquinone] iron-sulfur protein 6, mitochondrial (gene ND-13A). Lineage: Eukaryota; Metazoa; Arthropoda; Insecta; Hymenoptera; Formicidae. Bases 31 to 414 code for a protein of 127 amino acids. The record is from RefSeq and is a predicted model, not a curated record. The transcript has 3 exons. Gene Ontology annotation, biological process: mitochondrial electron transport, NADH to ubiquinone.
GCUGAUAAUUUGAAACAACGAUAGUCGAACAUGGCGACUAAGAAGGUUGGUGGAUUAUGUGCUCCUCUUGCUAAGUUGUAUAGAGGAAAUGCACCCACGACAAGUGCAUUAGCGCAACGUACAUAUGCAACCGCGGAGGAGGGUGAUACUAAGAUCACCCACACCGGUCAGGUGUUUGAGAAAGAUGAUUACCGAUUAGUAAGAUUUAUGAACAGACCAAAGGAAGUCAAUGACAACUGGGCUAUCAAACUGAUAGAUGAAGUACCGCCAACCCCUAUAAAAGAUAGAAUCGUGGCUUGUGAUGGUGGUGGUGGCCCACUUGGACAUCCUAAAGUUUACAUAAACCUUGAUAAACCAGGAAAUCAUAUUUGUGGUUAUUGUGGUUUACGCUUCCACAAGGAGGAUCAUCAUUAGACGACUAUUGUACAAGAGUAGUUAUAUCACCUGAUAAUUUAUAAACACUUUAGGACACAAUAUUUGUUGUAAUAAACGGGUAAAAUAAGACUGGUGUUGAUGUAAUGAUUGUAUUCACAAACGCCAAAUGAUACUAAAUAAUAAAUAAUAAAGAUUGCAGAUUGAAAAUAUA